Molecule: messenger RNA, 4589 nt
Organism: Danio aesculapii
Lineage: Eukaryota; Metazoa; Chordata; Actinopteri; Cypriniformes; Danionidae
Gene: ranbp10
Product: RAN binding protein 10
Exons: 15
Coding region: 181-2010 (609 amino acids)
Biological process (GO): cytoskeleton organization; cell surface receptor signaling pathway
Cellular component (GO): cytoplasm
Molecular function (GO): protein binding
Source: RefSeq, a predicted model, not a curated record
ACUGCGCAGGGCUUUGUGUUCAACUACAGUACCCACACGUCACUGUCGAGCGGCUGUUAUCCGGGGAUAUCUCUCGCUGCUGCUGCUGUGUUUCUCCUUAGUCUAGCGCUCUCUCCUUUUUAGCGGAUUGGCACAACAGGGUAGGAUUACUAAAAGGAAUACAAAAACAUAGGCAAAAAAAUGGCAGAGCUUGGAGCGGGGAGCCUGCUAACAGGAGAUCCUGCUUUUAAUUACCAAGAGCAUGAGCUAAACGAGCGUUUGAAGCGGCUGUACCCGGCCGUGAAUGAGGAAGAGACCCCCUUACCCCGAUCUUGGAGCCCCAAGGAUAAGUACAGCUACAUCGGGCUCUCACAGAAUAAUCUGCGGGUGCAUUACAAAGGCCACGGAAAAAACCACAAGGAUGCAGCGUCUGUUCGGGCCACCCAUCCCAUCCCCGCCGCUUGUGGCAUCUACUACUUUGAGGUGAAGAUCGUAAGCAAAGGAAGGGAUGGGUACAUGGGAAUUGGACUGUCAGCCCAGGGAGUCAACAUGAACAGACUGCCUGGUUGGGACAAGCACUCCUAUGGUUACCAUGGUGACGACGGACACUCCUUUUGCUCCUCAGGGACUGGCCAACCGUAUGGCCCAACCUUCACUACGGGCGACGUUAUUGGCUGCUGCGUCAACCUCAUCAACAACACAUGCUUUUACACCAAGAACGGACACAGUUUAGGUGUGGCUUUUACAGAUCUGCCACCUAACCUGUACCCCACAGUAGGCCUGCAGACUCCAGGGGAGAUCGUAGAUGCUAAUUUUGGCCAGCAGCCUUUUGUGUUCGACAUUGAGGACUACAUGAGCGAAUGGAGGGCCAAGAUCCACAGCAUGAUCGCCCGCUUCCCCAUCGGAGAAAGGCUGGGAGACUGGCAAGCCGUUCUGCAGAAUAUGGUGUCCAGCUACCUGGUGCAUCAUGGCUAUUGUGCCACAGCAAUGGCGUUUGCCAGAGCCACUGAGACCAUGAUCCAAGAGGACCAAACCUCAAUAAAAAACAGACAGAGAAUACAGAAGCUGGUAUUGGCAGGCCGUGUUGGAGAAGCCAUUGAUGCAACACAGCAGUUAUACCCGGGACUCCUAGAACACAACCCCAAUUUACUCUUCAUGUUGAAGUGUCGGCAGUUUGUGGAGAUGGUGAAUGGUACAGAUAGUGAGGUACGGUGCUUUAGUGUCCGCUCUCCUAAAUCACAGGACAGCUAUCCCGGCUCCCCAAACAUGAGCCCCCGACACGGAGCCACCAACCCUCACUUGCACAGCACAGGCACAGACAGUCCCACAUGCAGUAACGGGGUCACUCCUCCAAACAAAAAUAAGAGCCACAACAAAUACACGGGCAUAAGCUCUGCAUCCUCCUCUCCAUCCUCCUCUCCCUCCUCCGUCAACUACUCAGAGUCUAACUCCACUGACUCAACCAAGUCCCAGCCUCACAGUGCCACCAGCAACCAGGAGACUAGUGAUAGUGAGAUGGAGAUUGAGGCAGAACAUUACAGCAACGGUGUGACAGAAAGCUCAACUCGCAUUAUGAAUGGCACAUACAAACACCAGGAAAUCCUGCAAGCGGAUGACAACAGUGUCGGCAAUGGAGUAGCAGAUGACACCUGCAGCUCCAGACAGCUGUGUGGAGGAAACCAGGCGGCCACGGAGAGAAUGAUCCAGUUCGGCAGAGAGCUUCAGGCCCUCAGCGAACAGCUCUGCCGCCAGUACGGCAAGAAUGCCACUCAUAAGAAGAUGCUGCAGGAUGCAUUCAGUCUGCUGGCAUAUUCAGACCCCUGGAACUGCCCCGUGGGCCAGCAGUUGGACCCCAUGCAAAGAGAGGCGAUCUGCUCCGCUCUCAACAGUGCUAUUCUGGAGUCUCAGAAUCUGCCUAAACAGCCGCCUCUUAUGCUGGCUCUGGGUCAGGCCACUGAGUGCGUGCAGCUGAUGGCCAGGGUUCGCUCUGGGUCCUGCUCCUUCGCCAGAGUCGACAACUUUUUGCACUAGCACCAGUACAGGCAAUGUUCAGGACGGCUAAGAGGACUUUCCAGCUGAUUGCCAUGACGAGAACACGCGUUUGAAUUGGUGUGCCGCUUGCCAGAAGCAGCCGAGCAGAACGAAUAGAAAACACGAGAAGAGAGGCUUCUUUUUAAUUUAGUAUUAUCAAAUACAAAUUGUGUGACACUAUUUAAAGAUAAUUAAUUAUUCUGUUUAUCUAGUCGUUUUUAUUUCAGUUUAUAUUUUGUCCGUUUGUUGUGCUCAUCUUGAAACAAAUCAACUUCCCAACCUAUUUUUUUCAUGGGUGAACUCACUGCAUAGUAUUUCAAGAUUACCAUAUCAACUAUACACAUAAUGGUAAGUUCCUACUGAAAAAUUCGAGCAAAGCACUUAGUCAGAGCUCAGGUAUUUAGACAAGUCGUCGGAGCGGGAAAUUAGCAGAAACAGGUGUCGCUUCACCAAACCAUACUGUGGAUUUUAAAGCAGGUCCUUUUCUAAGUAUAAACAAAUGAGUUUUUCGGUCAACCUUAGCUGCCCCUUUAGGAGUUUGAUGGAUGUUGCGCAUAUGUGAGUUUGUUGUGACCUAACGAUGUUAAUUGUGCGAGAGAAGGUGAGAAAUUGCAUGGCUCUUAGCGUCUCGCCUUUUUAAGCUACUUUAGUAUCUCAGGCACCAGCACGAGUUUCAUUAAACACAAUCACACUGACGACGCAGACUUGCCUUCGGGUCCAAUGUAGAUCAAUUCUAUUUUCAACCUUUGCCCUGAACGGGUCUAUUUUACCAAUAUUUUAUCAUCUUUGUGAGUAGAGUGUCAACCUUCACCAUUUUUUAAGUUAGGCAAACUAAAUUCAAAUCAGUUUUCAGACUUUUGUGGCUCUACCAAAUAAAAACGCAACAUUUUUGACAGAAAAAUGAAGGUCAGCAGUUUGAUUACUGAGAAGAGCUUGGAGAUGAACUAACUAGUACGUUUCACACCCAUGUGAAUAGUGUCACUGUGUUGAUAGUUCUCCUGUUAGAUGAAUAACUCCAAACUGACACUGUUUGAACUUUUGUUAUUGGUCGUUUCAUUGGCUGUUAAGUACUGUUUGUUAGAGUUUUGUUACCAUUGGAUGCACUGUACUUCACUUAAUGCACACUUAGAUGCAUUACUGUAUCUGUCUACCUCUUCUGUUCAGAAAUGGAGGGACAGAGUAUGAACUUGCAGCACGCAAGACAAUUGACUGACCCAGCGUUCCUACAAAUGAACAGGAAACUUGCAAACAAACGAUGUAUUUAUUUAGCAACGACUAGAACUUGAUCUGCAAUCAUCUUUGUUGCUCCAGAACUUCACCUCGACCUCAUUAUUAUUAGUGCAAUUGUUUUUUUUGUUAUUUCCUCCCUCCCAAAUGUCAGUUUCUUUCCCCUUUUGUGCGUGUGAUGUUAUCAGGCUCAGGCACUUAACUUUUAAUUUCCUAUUAUCAUUCAUGAAGGAAGAUUUAUCAAGCGAUUCCCACGUCAACCCAGCAUUUCACUAAGCCAGCAGGCCGCCGUGGUGUUGAAUGUAGCUUAGCCGAUUUGAUUUCCCACCUUGUUUUAGCUGCUGGCCAUCAUGAGAUUGUUACAUUCCCAUAUUUACACCUGCUUUUUCUUCAGCUAUACCUCAUUUACUCUUAGGACACAGUGCUGUCUAGCUUGUUGUAUCUUGUCAGGCGUAUUAACUGAAGGUAUGUGUAGUGCGGGAACCACUUGGUCGACCUGCAGAUCGUUUAAGUCGGAAGUCUGGAAAGUUGCACAUGCUCCUCAAGAACUUAAAAAAAGAAGUGGCCUUUCCAAAUUUCGAGUUACUUAAUGAAUAGAGAUGCUAACUAUUUGGAGCCCCGUCAUUUGUUUUUUAGCAGUGUUUAUGUGUCUGAUUCUGUGGGGCAAGUUUUACACAUCCUGAUCCACCAUUUUAUUCUACUAAAUGGGUCGAUUUGGUUGUUUAAUGGUGGUAUAUUGUUGCAUGGGGACAUCUUGUGUAACAUUUUACUUAUGUUUGAGUUACAAAAUGGCAGUUUAUAGAGAAGCGCUCGUAUUUCUACUGAACUGUAUACGUUGUAGAUCUUUUAUCGCGAGGCGGCUUUUUAAUGCCAGAUAUGUUUUGGAACUCAUCAUAAUCUAACCACAAAGAAUGAAUAUUGUCAUUUUAAAAGAAUCCAUCAUAGGACUUCAUUUUGGCUUGAAUAGGGACCUACGUACAAAUAGGGGAGGGAAGAAAGUCGCCAAAAUCAUUGUCAAGAUCUUUUUAGUCAUGUGAUGAUGUUCCUGCUUUAAAACAAAACCAAUUGACAACAACGGAGCAGGACGGAUGGAAUAUGGAGUACAGCAAGCUGUGCACAAUUUUCUUCUAUUAUGAUUUUAAUUUUAUUUGAGUUUUCUUUUAGCAAUUGUGAAAUGAGUUACCCUCUACUUAGCAUGAACCUUUAAAAACCUUUAAAACAACAUAAAAAAGAAAAACGAUAAAAAAAAUACAUAAAAAAUAAAAAGAGACAUACCUAUGUACUGGAAACAUGAUAAAGAAAUAUUGUACUCAUUUAAUUUUGACAGAAUUAUUUUUAUUAAAAUACACAUC